AGAUGAUUUGAUUUAAUACAGUGAGUCGCAGGCUUUGUCACUGUAUCACUAAAUAUUGAGCAGGAGCCGCAGGUAGAGGCGCGAGUUGGUUUGUGGGCAGCAGGGGGCGCUGGAAGCCGUGAGUGAGUGAGUGAGUGAGUCUGACUAAGUCACAGGUUAUUAAGACAAUGUUCAGAAAGCAGCGGGUGUGAGGGGGGGGGGGGAGUUCCCAAAGUCAUGAAACCCCCUCCAAGUCUCUCAUUCCCCAGCACAGUGCACUGAUAAAAUGGAUCUAAGGAAGGCUGCGGCUCUGUGGCUGUUUAGCGCCUGUCUCUGCGCUGCUCAGGCUGCUGCUAGUGGGCUGCUCUCCUCCCACAGGCUCAGUCUCACAGCGGCUGCCAGAAGGGCUCUUGUUUCUCUACACGGACACCCCAAGAAGCAGUCGCUGAUCAGCAAGGAAGCCCCGGGCAAGGGCUCUGUGGUGCCCCAUGAAUACAUGUUGUCUCUGUACAAAAGCCUCUCCAGCGCCGAGCAGCAGGACUCCAGGAGCAGCGCCAGGAACAGGAGCUCUAGCAACACCAUCAGCAGCUUCGUGGACCUCGGACACGAUGACCUCCCUCCCCAGCCUCCAGAGCAGAAGUUCAUGUUUGAUACCAGGAGUUUGCCUGAGAGAGAUGAAAUAGUAGGAGCUGAACUUCGCAUCCUGCGGAGAUUUCCAGAGGACACAAGUUCCAUAUCAGAAUCGGGGAGUCUGGUCCAUCUCAAUCUCUACACCUGUCCCACUGCUUGGCAAGAGCCCAAGCUUAUAGAUUCCAGAUCUGCAGACCUCCUUGAUACAGUGUUUUCCAAGUGGGAAGUAUUUAAUGUCUGGAAGGCUGUGGGAAACAGAAGACACUCAGGGGAAACGUUGUGUUUUAUGCUGAAGAUUGUAUCAGAUAUCAAAGCCUCAGCCUUCCAACCAGUGCAAAUGGGAUUUAGCCGGGAGGGGCAACAGCCUCAUGAAAAAGCUUUACUGGUGGUGUCUUCCCAUUCCAAGAGGAGGGAGAACUUGUUUAAGGAGAUCAGAGACAAGAUUAAGUCGAUGGGAAAUCCUAAAUUCCUGGAGCCACCGGAUUCAGGUCAACAGUCCAUCGCCAAGAGGAGAAGGAAAAGAACAACUCUCCCCACUAGGACAAAUAAUGGCAAAGGCCACGGGAAGAAAUCCAAAACGAGGUGCAGCAAGAAGCCUCUUCAUGUCAAUUUCAAGGAGUUGGGUUGGGAUGACUGGAUUAUAGCGCCCUUGGAUUAUGAAGCUUAUCACUGCGAGGGGGUCUGUGAUUUCCCGCUGAGAUCUCACCUGGAACCCACCAACCAUGCCAUUAUACAGACAUUAAUGAACUCCAUGGACCCCGAGUCCACCCCACCCAGCUGCUGUGUUCCUUCAAAACUAAGCCCCAUCAGUAUUUUAUAUAUAGAUUCCGGCAACAAUGUUGUCUACAAACAGUACGAGGACAUGGUGGUUGAAAGCUGCGGCUGUAGGUAGCAGUUGCUCUUGUGCUGCUUAAUGGUUGCUAUAUUCUUUAAUCAUAACUACAGGUAAGGGUUGGUGGGAAAUAUUACAGGGGGAGGCCCCUGGCAGUCCGAAAACCAAGAAGGUUCUUAAUUUAAAGUGUCCCUUUCCACCGCAAACACAAAGUCUGAUAUGUAAUAAUAUCCUGUAAAUAGUAAGUAUUACAAUAAUAUAAAGAAUCAGAAAGGGGCCCCAUCUGAGUGGCACCCUACAAGGCCACCCAGGUUGGUCUUUCUAAAGGCCCGUGUUGAGUGUUGGUCCUUAGACAAGAGUAGGGGUUCAGCUUGUUAUACUGUUUUAUUCUCUCCAGACCAGUGUAUAUUGACCCACAAAUUCUUCACUUGGUCGUGAUUUAGUCCUACUCUACCUUCCAGUGCCUUCCCCUGUGUAUAAUAAAUGCCUCCAUGUUUCCCACGCUUGAAGUUUAAUAUUUUUGCACUGGGAGGAAGAGUGGGACUAAAUUAUUUCCAUCUCUUUCACAGAUACCCCCCACUGGUUAUGGGCUAUGUUGCCUGGAACAGCAAACAAGAAACGGAU
Xenopus laevis (African clawed frog) is the source of this 2065-nucleotide messenger RNA. It is a transcript of the gene gdf7.L, whose product is annotated as growth differentiation factor 7 L homeolog. Bases 266 to 1501 code for a protein of 411 amino acids. Gene Ontology annotation, cellular component: extracellular region. Gene Ontology annotation, biological process: BMP signaling pathway. The transcript has 2 exons. The record is from RefSeq and is a predicted model, not a curated record. Lineage: Eukaryota; Metazoa; Chordata; Amphibia; Anura; Pipidae. Gene Ontology annotation, molecular function: cytokine activity; growth factor activity.